AUGUGGGAUACCAAUAUUAAAUAAAUUCAAAGAAUUUUAAUACAUUUUGAUGGAACACAUUUAAGAUUAUUUACAGAAAUUCUUGAAGAUUGGUAAUAAUUUACAGUAGAAAAUUAAUAGGUUUUUUUUUAAGCCAGAUUUAAUGCUUGAGUAAAUAAUACAUAAAAACUAGCAAAAUAUCCUUACAUAGACACUUAAAAGAAGUAAGCAAGUGAAUUUGCUUAUUUUCACUUGCUUAUUUCAAAUUGAAAGGAGGUAAAUUGGAAAUCCUUGA
Paramecium sonneborni is the source of this 274-nucleotide messenger RNA. Lineage: Eukaryota; Ciliophora; Oligohymenophorea; Peniculida; Parameciidae. The record is from the annotation of a GenBank genome assembly.